This is a messenger RNA of Gekko japonicus, 1108 nucleotides long. It is a transcript of the gene RALGPS2, whose product is annotated as Ral GEF with PH domain and SH3 binding motif 2. The record is from RefSeq and is a predicted model, not a curated record. NCBI's taxonomy places the organism in Eukaryota, Metazoa, Chordata, Lepidosauria, Squamata, Gekkonidae. The transcript is spliced from 11 exons. The annotation marks the transcript as partial. Gene Ontology annotation, cellular component: plasma membrane. Gene Ontology annotation, molecular function: guanyl-nucleotide exchange factor activity. Gene Ontology annotation, biological process: positive regulation of GTPase activity; Ras protein signal transduction.
AUGAUGAAUUAAUUACUAAAUCCACUACUUCAGAUGUAGGGCAGAAGCCUGAUGGUGUGGGCAGUAUGGACCUAAUGAACGGGCAGCCCAGCAGUGUUAAUAUUGCAGCUACCGCUUCAGAGAAGAGUAGCAGUUCUGAGUCGUUAAGUGACAAAGGUUCUGCUGAACUGAAGAAAAGUUUUGAUGCAGUAGUAUUUGAUGUGCUAAAGGUUACUCCAGAAGAAUAUGCAGGCCAGAUAACACUAAUGGAUAUUCCUGUAUUUAAAGCUAUUCAACCAGAGGAGCUGUCAAGCUGUGGUUGGAAUAAAAAGGAGAAAUACAGCUCUGCUCCAAAUGCAGUUGCCUUUACAAGAAGAUUCAACCAUGUAAGCUUUUGGGUCGUUAGAGAGAUUCUUCACUCACAGACAUUAAAAAUACGAGCUGAGGUUCUGAGCCACUACAUUAAAACUGCUAAGAAACUCUAUGAGCUGAAUAAUCUACAUGCCCUUAUGGCUGUGGUAUCUGGAUUGCAAAGUGCCCCUAUCUUCAGGUUAACUAAAACAUGGGCGUUACUGAGCCGGAAGGACAAAACUACCUUUGAAAAGUUGGAGUACGUAAUGAGUAAAGAAGACAAUUAUAAACGGCUUAGAGACUAUAUUAGCAGCUUGAAGAUGACUCCUUGUAUUCCUUAUUUAGGUAUUUAUCUCUCAGACUUGACAUAUAUCGACUCAGCGUAUCCAUCCACAGGAAGUAUUCUGGAAAAUGAGCAGAGAUCAAACUUAAUGAAUAACAUACUUAGAAUAAUUUCAGAUUUACAACAGUCUUGUGAAUAUGAUAUCUCUGUGCUGCCUCAUGUUCAAAAAUAUCUGAAUUCUGUUCAGUAUAUAGAAGAGCUUCAAAAGUUUGUGGAAGACGACAACUAUAAGCUUUCAUUAAAGAUAGAGCCUGGGACCAGCACUCCUCGUUCUGCUGCUUCUCGUGAAGAUUUAGUAGGCCCUGAAGUUGGAGCUUCUCCACAAAGUAUACGAAAAAAUGCUGCAGCUGAAGGGGCAUUGCUACCGCCAACUCCUCCAUCCCCUAGGAACCUGAUUUCACACGGUCAUAGAAAAUGUCACAGUUUAGGAUACAA